CUGUGCAGAGGGGGAUGGAGCCUUACUUACUGGAAAAGAAAGGAUGUCCCCAAUUAUUCCUGCAGUCAACAUGGUGAAGUCGUUGGUUUUGUCAGUGAAGAUUUUGAACCAGCAGAUAUUUUGAAUUUAUACAAUCAUCCAAAAAUAAAGCAUUUUGUUAAAAGAAUAAAUUUCUUGGAUAACACUGCUGACAGGAUUUCCUUCACCGAGGAAAGACGCCUGGACUCCAAAUUUACUUUACAAAUGCUGAACUUGGUAACUGAUGGGACAACUGCAUUAUUUUUUUACACCGGAAACUAUUUCACUACAGGUGACCAACAGUUCCACAUUCCUAACAAAAACAUAAUAUGGAAAAAUGGCAUAAUGCCGCAGUCUCGGUGUAAUGAUCCGUGUUCUCCAGGAUACAGAAAAGCUCCUAAUGGAGGAUAUCACAUCUGCUGCUAUGACUGUGUGCCGUGUUCUGAGGGAGAAAUGUCCAAUAUAACAGACAGUGAAAUCUGCCAGAGAUGUCCUGAUGAUGGAUGGCCUGAUAAGAAGAAAGUAAAAUGUGUCCCUAAAACAUAUACAUUUCUUUCCUAUGAGGAUGAUAUUGUGACCAUUUGUAUAUUCACUUCUUUAUUAUUAUCUGCUGUAACCAUUAUUAUACUAGGAAUCUUCAUUUAUCACUGGGACUCUCCCAUUGUGAGGGCCAAUAACCGGACUGUGAGCUUCAUCCUCCUGGUCUCCAUCUUGUUAAGCUUCCUCUGUGUCUUCUUGUUUCUUGGUCGUCCUGUGGAUAUAACCUGUAUGCUGAGACAGACUGUAUUUGGGAUAUUCUUCUCUAUCUCUGUAUCUUCUGUGCUCUCCAAAACUCUCACAGUCUGCAUUGCCUUCAAAGCCACAAAACCUGGAAGCGUCUGGAGGAAGCUGAUCGGUGUGAAGACAUCUUCUUAUGUGGUGGGGAUUUGCUCCUCAAUCCAAGUUCUCAUUUGUGUUUCUUGGAUGUCUGUUUCUCCUCCAUAUCAGGAGUUUGACAUGACUACCUAUACAGAUCAGAUCCUUAUUCAAUGCAAUGAAGGGUCAGAUAUCUGGUUCUACUCCAUGUUGGGUUAUCUGGGGUUCCUGGCAGCGGUGAGCUUUGUUCUGGCUUUCAUGGUGAGGACAUUACCUGAUAUCUAUAAUGAAGCCAAGUACAUCACCUUCAGCAUGCUGGUGUUCUGCAGUGUCUGGAUUACCAUGAUCCCGGCUUAUCUGAGCACCAGAGGGAAAUACAUGGUGGCUAUGGAGAUAUUUGCUAUACUGGCCUCUAGUGCUGGGUUAUUAGGCUGUAUAUUUUUACCUAAAUGUUAUGUGAUAAUGAUAAAGUGUGAUAUAAAUAUCAGAAGAAACUGCUAACAAUAUAGUUUCUAAAUUAUUCUCGUUCCUAUAUGCCGUGGUGCCUUAAAGGGGUACUCCG
Messenger RNA from Hyla sarda, 1435 nucleotides. Its product is annotated as vomeronasal type-2 receptor 26-like. Gene Ontology annotation, biological process: G protein-coupled receptor signaling pathway. The record is from RefSeq and is a predicted model, not a curated record. Lineage: Eukaryota; Metazoa; Chordata; Amphibia; Anura; Hylidae. The transcript has 5 exons. Gene Ontology annotation, molecular function: G protein-coupled receptor activity. Gene Ontology annotation, cellular component: membrane. The coding region runs from base 244 to 1374 and encodes 376 amino acids.